Cavenderia fasciculata is the source of this 1965-nucleotide messenger RNA. RefSeq names its product protein kinase (gene drkB). Lineage: Eukaryota; Evosea; Eumycetozoa; Acytosteliales; Cavenderiaceae. The record is from RefSeq and is a predicted model, not a curated record. Gene Ontology annotation, biological process: protein phosphorylation. Bases 1 to 1965 code for a protein of 654 amino acids. Gene Ontology annotation, molecular function: protein kinase activity; ATP binding. The transcript is spliced from 5 exons.
AUGGCCCACUCAUCCUCAUUUUCAAUACAAAAGAUAUUUAUUACUCUCUUUAUUUCACACAUUGCCAUCAUUUUAUUAUCUCUAUCUUCUUCUUCUUCUUCAUCAACAUCAUAUCUCAUAACGACGGCUGCUGCCAUCGAGAACAACAAUAAUGAACCAACAUUUAAAAACAAUCAAUACAAUCUCUUAUUUGAUUUUGGUAGCAAUGAGGCGGAGGAGCAGGAGGAGGAAUCAUCUACAGGUGAUUCAACAAGUGGUGGAUCUACAACAAUAUCUACUGGCUCCUCAUCACCAUCAUCAACUACAACAGGAGGUUUAACUACUUCACCUGCACCAACUCCUUCUCCUACACCAUCCAGUUUAUAUCCAUUUUCAAACCCAAAUAAUUACUCGCUUGUAACAUCAACUAUGCUUUGGGAAGGGGCUACUGUAAUACCAUCUUGUGUCAUAUGUAAUGUUACUGGAGGAACCUAUACAGCAAACUAUGCAUGUCAAUCAUCACUUCCAUCACCACCUCGAGGCAAUUGGAAUGACGGCGUUAAUUAUUUCGAUUUUCCAUUCCCAUCGGACGAUGUUAUAGUACAGGAAAUAGCAUUUGUAUUGCAUGGGGUAUUUAAUUGUGAUGCAUUUUCGCCAAAUUUAGGCAUGGUUUUCUUGAUAGAAGAGGUAGAAAUUAAUACUCAAUCAAUUUCUGUACCACAAAUCAACGAUUGUACCUGUCCAAAUUGCGUACACGAUGUAGUAGUUGCACCAUUUGUCAGUGAUGCCAAUGUCACUCUCAAUAUAACAGGACCAAACAAAUUCAGACUUUAUGUAGUCCAAAAUACUAUGUGUCUCUCAUCAAUAGAUGCCUAUUUCUAUUAUUCUCUCCCUGCACCACCUCCACAAAACAAUCCCAAAAAGCCCUUAACACCCGUUCAAUGGAUUAUCAUUGCGUCAUCUGUUACCGGUGGUCUACUUAUCUUUAUUCUUUUAUUCGUAUUUAUCAAGAAAAGAAUGAGAAGAGUUGGAUACAUGCAAUUAAAAGAGGGAAAGAAUAUUGAUAUUUCAGAAAUUAAAUUGGGUGAAAGAAUUGGAAAAGGUAACUUUGGUGAAGUUUAUAAAGGAUUCUGGAGAGGUGUAGUUGUAGCAAUUAAAAAAUUACCAAUACAUAGUAUCAACGAGAAUGUUUUAAAGGAAUUUCACCGAGAAAUUGAACUAAUGAAAAAUCUUAGACAUCCAAACGUUAUUCAAUAUUUAGGAUCUUGUACCAUCCCACCCAAUAUUUGUAUUUGUACAGAGUAUAUGACAAGAGGAUCACUUUAUAAUAUUUUACACGAUGCAUCAAUUCCCUUGCCUUGGUCACUGAUUAAAAACAUGUGUAUCGAUGCUGCCAAGGGUAUCAUUUAUCUUCACAACUCCAACCCUGUUAUUUUCCAUCGUGAUCUAAAAUCUCAUAAUCUCCUAGUUGACGAUAGUUGGAAAGUUAAAGUAGCUGAUUUUGGUCUAAGCACAAUCGAACAAGCCAAUACAAUGACUGCAUGUGGUACUCCUAGUUGGAGCUCUCCCGAGGUUAUAAGAAACCAACGAUAUACUAGCAAAGCAGAUGUUUAUAGUUUUGGAAUUGUUUUGUGGGAAUGUGCAACACGUCAAGAUCCAUACAGUGGAAUGCCGCCAUUCCAAGUUAUUUUUGCCGUUGGAAGAGAGGGUCUUCGUCCUCCCAUUCCAAGGUCAUGUCCUCCCGAUUUUGUACAAUUAAUGAUUGAUUGUUGGAACGAAAACCCUGAUGCCAGACCUUCUAUGGAAACUGUUUUAAUUCGUCUUGAAUCUAUAGAUAUUAAUGGAUGGCCCGAUAUUUUAUUUAAACAUAUUAAUAAUAAUCAAAAUAAUAAUAAUAAUAAUAAUAAUAAUAAUAAUAAUAAUAAUAAUAAUAAUAAUAAUAAUAAUAAUAAUAAUAAUAAUAACAAUGUUAAUAUUAAUAAAUAA